Pipistrellus nathusii (Nathusius's pipistrelle) is the source of this 180-nucleotide messenger RNA. Lineage: Eukaryota; Metazoa; Chordata; Mammalia; Chiroptera; Vespertilionidae. The record is from the annotation of a GenBank genome assembly.
AUGCAAUGUCAGCUAUUUAGGACAGAAACAUCCAAGGCCGUGCUAGAACUCAAUUACCACUACAUCUGCGUUAAAGCAGGAACUGCAGGCCUCUGGUCUACGGCAACCAUAGGACUCGUGCUGCUCGUACGCUGGGCUAUAAUUUAUGAAACUGAGCCCCAGAUCCAGCCAAUCAUUUAG